AUGAUCGGCCGCCAUCUUGUCGCCGCCGUCUUAUCUCCGGCGACUCGGCGGCACUCCAAACUUCCCUCUCAAAAUUCCAGCAACCCCUUCACUUCUCACAUCCCCAUAAUGCCCCUAACCACCUACUCCUCGCCGGGCACUACUUUCCAAGAUCACUGGAAAAAAAUUACCGAAAUGAGUUCACCAUGUAUUGUGAGAUGGGCCCACAAGAGCACCAAAAAGGAAAAAGACAAGAAGAAGAAGAAAAAAACGGAGGAAGAUGAGAAGAAGCUGAAGGAGAAGAGCCAAAUGAAGUGGAACGAGAAGAAGGCGGGAAAGAUGAAGAGGAGAGAAGAACUCGACCGGAAAAAGAGAGAAGGAGUCGAGAGGAAGAAGCGCGAAGAGUUUGAGGUGAGCGACGAGAUGUUGAAGCUCGAGCUUAAGGAAAUGCAUAGGAUGGAGCGAAAGAGGGCCGAAGAGUUGUGGAGGCUCGAUAAGGAAGUGGAGAAGCUCGAGAGAAUCGAGAGGGAGAUCAAGGAGCUUGAGGAGAUUGAGAGAGGGGAAAAGGUGGUGCCGGUGGCGGAGAUGGAGGAGGUGCGGAGGAGGAAGAGAUUGAGGAGAGAGAUGAGAAAGAGUAUGAUAAAGAACUUGGUCUCGGCUUAUGAAGCCGUGUUCAACGUUAGGCGGUAG
Messenger RNA from Striga asiatica, 669 nucleotides. The record is from the annotation of a GenBank genome assembly. Lineage: Eukaryota; Viridiplantae; Streptophyta; Magnoliopsida; Lamiales; Orobanchaceae.